GGUAUCAGACCACCACGCGAUGACACCAACGUUAUUAUGCAAAAUGUUCGCAAUGGACAACAACCUAACGUAACACGAGUCGAAAAGGGAGCCAUAAAAAUGGCGCAAAUAAGCAAGAAAAUGAAGACCAAGCGGGCCCAUCUGGUAGACACGAAGAAGAUGGAGGCCCAGAAGUCCCGCGAGGAGGAGCUGGAGGAGAUCUGCGUGGUUGGCUACCAGUGUAAGCUCUUCCGUGAUGACGAGCGCGCCUUGGCAAUCGAUCGCGGGGAACAUCUGAUCCCGUGGAUGGGCGAUACAUCGCUGAUGAUUGACCGAUAUGACUGCCGGGGUCAUCUGCCGAGUCUUUCCGAGCAUCAGUCAGGUUGGGUGGACAGCCGACGUCCGAUGCUGACCGCCGAAGAGGAGAGGAUCGAGGCGCUGUGUGAUGAGGAGCGCUACAUGGCACUGCACAAAGACAUGAUGGAGGAAGAACAGCGACAAGAGGAAGAGAUAAAGAGGUUCAACAUGGCAAUCGCUUCGUCGGACAGCUCCUUCAACGAGGUGGCGUUUUCCUAUGAUGAAGGCAAGGACGAGUAUGAUCCCAUGAGACCAACAGAAGAUGAGGAGCAGUUUCCCAAGACUCCACCCAAGUGUAAAUCACCGGAGCCUGAAGAACCUUUCAUUGCUCCAGCUGAGAUGAACAUUCCCAUGGGAGUGGAAAUGCCGGGGACCAAAAAGACCCACAAGUUCAUGGAGAAGACAGCCCGAUUCAUCCUGCGUCAGGGGGCCCAGAUGGAGAUCAUCCUCAAGACUAAGCAGGCCAACAAUCCCCAGUUUGACUUCCUCCACUUUGACCACUACCUCAACCCUUACUACAAACACCUGCUCAAGCUCAUCAAGAGUGGCAGGUACAAGGGACUUCCUGAAGAUCAGGAGGAGGAUAACCACAAGAAACAGGGUGGGAACAACAGGGUAAGGAAGCACAGUAACCAUAGCAGCAGUGGUGGAGAUGACGACGAUGACGACGAUGAUGAUAAUGAUAACAGUGGUUACUUACACCCCAGCCUCCUGGGCAGGUCGAGGCCAAAGCCCACACCUAUGCAGGCAGGGACAACAACCAUCCAGACAUCUACCUCUGUCCCACUGGCUUCCUCUUACCAUCAUCCCCCGAUGGAUUUCAGUAAGCCGCCCCCUGUCAUGGGGUACCACGACUCCAACAUCCUGCCGCCCGCUGUUGACCCUUCGUUUGUGACUCCCUCGGGAUACUAUGACCAGUCGGGGGUCUACCCAAUGUUCCAGCCUCCACCUCCGCCCCCUCCCUCCGAUGCAGGGGCAGCCUUAUCACUACCAACAGUGCCACCACCCCACUUCUCAGGGGUUGACCCUGCCUACGUCCUACCUAAUCCCCCUCCAAGCAUCCACCCCGGGCUUGGUCACCCCACCCUGGGUCUGGAUCCUAGCGUACAUGUACUACCUCUCCAAGAAUCGCCGUCAGUGCCCCCGACUGCUGCCGGGCCGAUGGGCUCGAUACCUUCGGCUGACAUUAGUGAGGCUGAAGUUCCAGGGGUCAUUCCGCCACCGCCAGACAUUCAACCCAUCAUUGACAAGCUGGCAAAGUUUGUGGCCAAGAACGGUAUGGACUUUGAGGCUAGCGUGCGGAGCAAGUCGGACCCCCGCUUUGACUUCCUCCUACCCUGGCACAAGUACAACGCCUACUAUGUGCAGAAGAAGAACAUUUUUGUCAAGGAGAUGGGGGGCAAGACGGAGGAGGAGUCUGGGGAGAGCAAGGAGGAGAAGAUGAAGAAAGUUGCAGUGAGUUUUUCCAUCAAACCGAAGAUGUCCAAAGAAGAGCGCCCUCUGGAGAGGAAAAGUGCCCUGCCCAUCGAGAGCAGCGACUCUGAAGAGGAAGAGGAGAAGCCACCGCCCAGGCUCCCUCCUCCGGAAAGCCUCGUCGACUUCGUUAGGACUGCCAUGCCCCCGCAGCUGGCUCGGCCGAUCAGAGCUGGACCCGAAGAUCGCGACCUUCGAAGGGAGGUCAGAGGGGACGACCCCGAGGUCCAGAGGUUGUGGAGCGAUUUCCCUGGCCAGCCGCCUUUUAACCCUGCCUUCCGGGGCCAGCAGUUCCCCGACAGAACUAACUUGCCCCCACAUGAGGGACCGUAUCAGGAGAGUGCCUAUCGGGAACCAGCUUACAGAGAACCGCCCUCUCUUGAAUACUCUGAGCAUUCGGAUCCAUCCACGGAGCGGGACGGGGUACGAUCGAAGGGGCCACAUGACAGAGGACGAAUGAGUGAGGAGGAAUGGCAAAUGAAACAAGCCAAGAUGCGGCUCGAAGAUCGGCUAGCCUCAGCGGCACGGGAAAAAUUGGCAUCUGCCUCCAAAGAACGCAUCCAGCAGAUGGAGCGACGGAAGAAAGCAGCAGUUUUUCUGAGCAUGAUCAAGGACCGCCCCCAGGCUGGUGCGGCUGCAGAACUAGACAGCAUGGAAACAGCACCUACUGCAGAACCAAACAACAUUCCAAUGGAAACGGUCAGUCCAGCCGAGAAGCAACGAAAGACCGACUCGAAAGGGGAACGGAAGAAGCACAAGAAGCACAAGCACCGACACGGGGGCAGCCGCCGUAGCCCCUCCCCGGACAAGAAGCACAAGACCCCACCCAGGUCCUACCAGGAUGCCUACCGACUCGCCCGGGAAGGCAACGGCAAGCUGCGAUCCAGGUCCACCUCACCAGGGGGCAGGUUGCGACCCGCAAUCCCACCAAAGUCUUACCAGACUACCAGAAAGCGAUCACCAAAGCGAAGAAGGAGAUCUCGGUCAAGGUCAAACUCUCCUGUCCAACCUCUUCGGACAGACUUAGCACCACGGCGAUCCAGUAAUCUUGGAGUCACCAGUCUUCCAACCAAGUCACGGUCACUGUCCCCAGAAAACGGACGAGAUGUAACGCACAUGUCCGUCACGCCUUUGAUCCUGGAUGCUGCCCCUCCCCCUCCUGGUGUCCCACCGCCCCCUCCGUCUGCCACAAGUGCAAACCCACUGCGGGAUGAUGGCAGUAUUUCAAAUUUGUCAAGGGACCCUCCAAAAGAGAUGUCAGAGGAAAACAGAUCUUCAGCGACAGCACCAAUGACAGCAGAUAUGAGCUUUCAAGAUACGUUCCGGGCCAAAAUCCGUGCAAUGCUAGCUGCCACCAGAACAUUUGAGCCCAGCUAGCAGUUGGAGGGGCAGCCAGCCGACGAGGGUUGUGAAAGGUUAGAAGGUUAGAGGUCAACAGACAUGCAGAAGGAAAUCUAGGAUCAGACUCUCUCAGGAAUUCAUCCCCAGAAUAAAUGUGUGUGAAUCAUCCGAAAAAAAUUGAAGUAUGGCUAAAAUUCUUUUCACUAAUACUUUUUUCUUUGCCUUUGUUUCAAAACUAUGAAAUAGUUUAAUUGGCAACAGGUAAAAAGCAAAUUUUGUUCGCUGCAAGGGAAAGUUGCAUUUUUUUGGCAGAAAGUUUGGUUGAGGUAAAUUAGCUGGUAACCGGUGAAAAGCCACUGCUUAAGUGUUCUGUAUUUUUCCUGGUAAUCAGAAUUGAGAAUCUUUACCAGAAGUAAUGGCUUGCUGCAGGUAUUGGGUAUUGUAGUUGAAAGGCCAUUGUUAGCGGGAGAAAUAAUUUGUUCACAUUUCUAUGAAGUCUGAUUCAUAAUGGUAACUAUGUUCAGUUUGUAACCUGUGCUUACAACUGGAACUUUUAGAGUGUUUUAUUUCUAAACGCAGUAUCUGCUUCAACAGUGUGUGCAUUAAAUGCACUGAAAUGAUUUUUUCCCAGGGAAAAAUCACUGUUACUAUUGAGAGUAAUAAGCAUUAGUCAUAAAUUUAUGUGAACCUGUGGGAAACACCUGCUGUUUUGUUUCUCCAGCAAUAGUACAAUAAAACUAAAUUUACUGCUUUCAGUUGAACGGUUUUUGCUACACUUACAUGCUGUUUCUCCUGGAAUUUCAACUUAUUACAUGUAUGUGAGAGUUCCAAUCUGGCAAGUGCUUUGAAACAAAGACAAGACUGGUUCGAGGAAUGCAUAGGUGAUAUUGUCCCACAGUUACUUGAAUAUUGGUGUUUAUAUUGAAAAGUUGCUUGUUUUUCAGAAAACUUACACAGUAAAGCCAACUGCAAGAUAAAUGUUGUACUGUGAAGGAGCUGUGGCACCGGACUUGUGCUCAAGCUUUAUAAUGUUUACAGUAGUCAGGUCCAUUCGAUAAUCCACUGUUUGUAGUGAUUGAAUGUAUAGGACACAGGCAGUUUUGUCUGUUGCAGAAGGGAAGAACUCAGUUCAUCAAGUCUGCAAACUGUUCAUAAAAUUACAGAUCAUUCCAAUUUUAUAAAAUUCUUCUGAAGAACUUCUAUUAGCAUUGAAAGUUUGUGGGCGUGGAAUUUUUAUUUUCUUUGUAAGUAAAGUUCCUCUUUUAUUGCUCUUUGUUUCCUUUUGAUAUUUUUGUACGCGUCCUCGUGGAGUUGCUCAUAGUUUGUUGCUUCCUAAGUAACAACCUCUUUGGGUACUUUUGAUCCAUUAACCAUUUGCUUUUAGGCAAGAAUUUGCUUAAAAUACUGAUCAUGGUAACCUCUGGAUAAUCCUGGAGAUAAAUGUAUUUUUCCAAAAUUGCAAAUGGAAAUAACCUGCUUCAGAAAUGGCACAUUGAUCACAGAAUGCAAUUACCUGAAGAUUGAUCUUUUGACCUUUUAUCCUCAUAGCUGGUUGCUGGGCAUGUGACCUUAUAUUAGCCAAUUGUCAAAGUUGGUCAAAGCCUGUGAUUCUCAUGUCUUUGACUCUAAUAGUGCUUUCUGUCUCUUGAUGUGAAACACUUGUAUUAGGUACGAAGCUGUGCUGUUAACGUUGCAAGUGUCUGAGCAUAGAGUCUGAGUGAAGCGAACUCAGAAAUCAAUGUCAUGUCAACUUUGACAUUUUUUAAAUCACAAAAACAUGUUUGUAAAUUGAUCACAAAGGCAUGCCAAAACUGCUCACACAAUUCACUUGAAAAUUGCCUAGGUUUUUGUCAGAAUUUGACAGGUCAAUCUUUGGUUGGAAAUGGAUGGCUUUGUUCAUGGUGUCUUUUGGCUUUGAAUAAUUCUGGAAAAGUUACGGGAUUUUCAAUUAAUUUCAGGCUUGAAAAAGAAAGCGGUCAAUUUCUAAACAGUCUUCAAAAAAAAAAAAAUCAAAAAGUGUGUGAAUGUAUCACCUGAAUAGUGGCCAGUCCUUUCUUAAAUGUUGAUUGUGAACAGUGGAAAUUCUUAAUCAGAAAUAACAGAUCUGAAGCUUUGAGAUCUUUAAAAUCAUACAAAGUCAAGCUGAUUCGUAAAUAUUCAUUGUAGAUGUUGCAAAGCAAGAAAAAGCAUGAUAUUUGAAAUGACAGAUAUUAGUUUUUCUUUAAGAAUGAAACUUCACGUGUAAAAGAAUGCCCAACUGUUGCAGUUGUUGCAAUAUAUGAAAGAGUUUGUUUCGACGGUUUUGAAUGAGGAAAUUUCCAAAAUUGUUUUCAUAAACUAGGAAGUUGGAAAACGGGGCAAAAGUUGCUUGAAGUGGAUUUGAAAAAAAAUGCAUGAAAGAGAAAGUUGCAUUUUGCAAUAAGACAGAAGAGGAAAAGAAUUGGUUAGAUUUAUCCAACAGUCAGUUUAUUUCAAGGAAAGUAUCCUGAGGAAAAGUAAAAGUUCAGUAGGAGCUUAUAAAUAUUGCAUGAAAAUGGGAAGAGAACUCAUGUUACGGAGUUUGCUAUGCCUGUGGAACCUGGAGUUAUGACUGCAGGGAAUGGACAAGGAUUUUAUGGAUUUUUUUUUUAAAGAAUUCUUUGGGGGAGUUAUUCUUGUCUGGAUACAGUGAUUCUUGAUUUUUGGGAAAUGGGGAGAGAAUUCAUGGUAUGGAGUUUGCUAUGCCUGUGGAACCUGGAGUUGUGACUGCAGGGAAUUGACAAGGAUUUUAUGGAAUUUUUUUUUUUUUCAGAAUUCUUUGGGGAGUUGUUCUUGUCUGGAUACAAUGAUUCUUGAUUUUCGGAAAUCUGAGGCAUUGAGAACAUUGUUUGACUAAGGGUUCGAUCGAAAGGAGACCUCUGCAGAUAAAUCGUCUGGCAAUUAUUUCUCUCUAUUAACAAUAGCCUAUUGCUUGUGACUUGUUAUGUUGUUAACCACCAUGGUUCCUUUCAGAGAGGCAGAUGUAAAGAGAAAUGGGAAAUGAUUGUGAUGAGAUGGCUGUAUUGCCAUUGUCUCUCAAAAGUGUAUAUUCCAAGGAAGUUGCACAAAAUAAUUUUGCAACUUUCUGUUCCGUGUUUGUCCUGGGUCUGUCCCCGGUGUUUAGGAGGUAGAGAUCUUUGAAACAGCUAAGUCAGUUGCUUGUAGCAGAAACAGAAAUACCUGUUGCCAGAAAGAAAUGUUGCCAUAGAGGCGUGAUGCAAGACCAUGUGCUUCAGCUCAAGAAAUUUUCAUCAUUCUUGAGAUAAAGUUGAAUCAAAGAAAUCAGUCAUUUAGUUGUCUUUUUUGGGGUAUGUCAUGAUUUCUUCCGUGUUUUCAGUUAGGCAAUAAAGCUUGUAUGCAUUGGAACGACUUGAAAUACUAAUGUAAAAGAAAAAUGGUGAAUGGAAGUUUGGCAUUCGUUGGUUAUUUUUGAGAAACUUUUGCCUACGGUGACAUUGAAGAAUCUUAAACCUAUGUGCAUUUCAUCAGUAUGUGGUGUGCAUAUGUACAUGUAUCCACUUUUUCUGAGUAAUUGAAGAUAGUGUUUAUGGUGUUUGAAAUUGUAGGAAUGUUCUUUACACUCUGAAAUUAUUGGAUCAAUUCUUGAAGGAAUCAGACAAAUUGCUUCACUGGAUUCACUGUGAAUUUAUUACUGAAUACCUUUGUUACGGGACAGAUAUCUUUGUUUUUAAAGUAGGAAAACUCAGGUUUAAAAACAAUAAUAAAAAGAACGUGUGUGAAAGAAAAUUAAGUAUUUUGUCUUGUCUUGUCUUAUUUAAAUUUGAAAGAAAAGUGAACUCCAUUGAAGAAUUUUCUCUGGUUAUCCCGAGAGAUCGAUCAAAGUAAAGAAAAUUGUACUUGUUGCCUUGGACAUGGAAAUACCGGGGACAUUAUGUCAUGUAUCUGCUUAGCCAGAAAAUAAUUACUAAGCAAAAACAGCAUGAAACUCAUCACAAGCAAUACACCUGACAUUGAGCUGUCUUUUUCCCCCCCUCUGUUCGCGAGUGCACUUGGCGGUUAUAUGAAAUUGGUCAACCUUUACUGUGGAUUAUUAAACUAUGGAUGAAAAUAGAUGAAUUGUAAAAAGAGAAGGUAGUGUACAUUGUUUUGACAGAUUUGUUCUUGUGGCUAAGUACACAGCUGUGGUGAACUGUUAAAAUGAAACUGAUUGGAUGUGAAUGGGGCUUUCCUGUAAUCUGUCCUGCAUAUUACACUAAAAAACAGAAGACAGGAGGGUAGGAUAUGAAGGGCCAGGAGGACUAUCCAUGGAAGCCAACAAUUCUGAUAUGGCUGUGUUGUUACAACAACUCUCUGCUGGCAAGAGAUGAAAGAUUCCACCUCGGUGCAUAAAAACAGUGUAGAAAUCAGUUUCACAAACCUGCCAAGUGCUAGAAUUAAACAUUCGCUUAACCAAAAUUGUUUACCGUCCAAAAUGCCUUUUAGUAUGUAUUUGCUUGUGGCUGGUUCUCUGCCUAUUCUUGCUUAGCAUGUAAACUUGCUCAGCAAGAUUGUCUGCCUAGCAGCUCUGUGACAUUUAACUUGGUUACCAGACCAAAUAUUGUAAUGCUUGAUGCUUGUCACAAGUCCCUCACCAUUUUCGAGCAGUAACUUGGCUAUUUUUUUAUAGCAAUUCUAUGAAAUCAGACAGGUUGGUUUGGUUUGUGCACGCACUCUGCAGAUGGAAUAUAUAUAUUAAACCAAACUUCGCUUUGUUUAAAAAAAA
Messenger RNA from Acanthaster planci (crown-of-thorns starfish), 7891 nucleotides. It is a transcript of the gene sfswap, whose product is annotated as splicing factor SWAP. The record is from RefSeq and is a predicted model, not a curated record. Gene Ontology annotation, molecular function: RNA binding. NCBI's taxonomy places the organism in Eukaryota, Metazoa, Echinodermata, Asteroidea, Valvatida, Acanthasteridae. Gene Ontology annotation, biological process: mRNA 5'-splice site recognition; RNA processing.